AUGCCAUUACCGAGUGAUUCGCCCAAUAUUCCAACACUCCCGUCCGAGCAAGUGCCAAAUUCAUCAGGCAAAACAAAGUUGGUAAAAUUGGUUAACUUUUUCUUACCACCAGCCGAUACUUCGACAUUUUCCUUUGCGGGUAGUCCUCAGAAUCCUCCCGAUGAUCCUUGGUUAAACAGUUUAUCUCUCAGCUAUCCCCCUUUAUUAUCUUUUUUAAGUCAAAUACAAACUUAUCCAUGGUUUAACUUUCGUGAAGCUCCAGGUGUAAAUGUUGGUCUAAAACCACCUCGUGAUCCUGUCUCUUCUAUUAAUAAUUUUGGCAAUUCAAAUUCAACUUAUCCCGGCGAUUUUGGAAUUUUAGGCAACAUUAAUACAAAUUAUUAUGCUAAUAUUACCACCACAAGUGAUUCAUCUGCUCAAGCUCAGAACUUUUUACCAGUUCCAUUUUUUCAAAAACCACUUGACAGUAACGCCUACCCUGAUAUUGAUCAACUAGAUAAAGCAUAUGAUGAUAUAUUAAGCGAUAGUAUUCAUAAUGUGAUCAACGAAUUAGCUAAAGUAAAUAAACUUUCAUCAGGUGACAAGAAUAAUCUGACAAGUACCAAACUAUUAUAUUAUAAUAUCAAAACUGCUGGAAUAAUAACAAAAAUGCCUUGGGGAAAUAUAUUAUUUGAUUCAGCAAAUAAUUUUUCUAAACAAUGGAAUUACACUUUACAAAUUGGUACGGAUAUUCGAAUCUCUGCUGCUGCUUCUUUUCCAUCUCAAGGUUUAAGAAGAAUAGCUCAACAAAGUGAUUUAAGUAAUGGUAUAAUAAGAACUGUUAAUGGAACUAAUGGUGGUGGUGGUCCUGCUACUAUUGGUAUUACUCCAAUGUAUCGAGUAAUGCCACAAUUAUUUUCCACUGAAAUCAAGGUCCCAAUUGGAACUUUAAUCGGUGGAAUUUUAUAUCCAUUUGGCGUAUCAUUCCUUUUACCAAUUUUCGUAAUUACUUUAGUAAAAGAAAAAGAGGAUAGAAUAUUAAUUAUGAUGAAAAUGAAUGGAUUAAAAAGUUUUACUUAUUAUCUUUCUCAUUAUAUACAUUUCUAUUUAAUCCAUAUUAUUACGACAUUAGUAUUUGUGAUCACUGGGUUAAUUUUCAAAAUGGAAAUAUUUACAAAAACCGAUCCAGAUAUAAAGAAAGAUAAGGAUAUUGUUGAACUUGAACAAGGAAAUAUAGAAAUUGAUUCAAGUGAAAUAUUACAUGAAGAUGAUGAUGUUAAGGAAGAAAGAAAGAAAGUUCUUGGAAAUAAUUAUGAUCCAGAUUCUCCAUUGGUUAUGAAACGUAUGAGAAAGGUUUAUCCUAAUGGAAAAUUAGCAGUUAAAGAAGUUACUUUUGCUGUUGAUAGGAAUAUUAUCUUUGGACUUUUGGGACCUAAUGGCGCAGGAAAAACAACGUUAAUUAGUAUUUUAACUGGAUUAUAUCCGCCGACUUCUGGUUCCGCAACAAUAAAUAACUAUGAUAUUCACACUAAUAUGCAAGAAGUUUAUAUGUCUAUAGGUGUAUGCCCUCAACAUGAUAUUUUAUGGGAUGAUUUAACAGUUG
This is a messenger RNA of Racocetra fulgida, 1582 nucleotides long. Lineage: Eukaryota; Fungi; Glomeromycota; Glomeromycetes; Diversisporales; Gigasporaceae. The record is from the annotation of a GenBank genome assembly.